Molecule: messenger RNA, 2802 nt
Organism: Lagenorhynchus albirostris (white-beaked dolphin)
Lineage: Eukaryota; Metazoa; Chordata; Mammalia; Artiodactyla; Delphinidae
Gene: B3GALT2
Product: beta-1,3-galactosyltransferase 2
Exons: 2
Coding region: 343-1611 (422 amino acids)
Cellular component (GO): membrane
Molecular function (GO): N-acetyl-beta-D-glucosaminide beta-(1,3)-galactosyltransferase activity
Source: RefSeq, a predicted model, not a curated record
AGAAAGGAAAAACCGCAGAAGACUAGGACCCAUAUGAACAAGAAGGGGAACUCGAAGACAAGCAGACAGAUGGACACUCUGGACACUGUGAAAAGCAAUCGCAGGAGGCAGACUGCUGGGGGAGGUGCGCAUGUUCGAUAGCAUCUUGGCUGAAGUGAUGGCGUGCCAAAAGUAUCUUCAGUGGGCAUAAUCCUCGCCUCAUAAAUGCCUGACCAAGGAAGAAUGACUGCGAGGGAGACGACGUGACAGCAUUAGAAAAUGAUUACCAAAGAACAGUACUGAUUCAGGAGAAGAACACAAUCUCAGCCACCGAUCUCUCAUCCACUACUGGAUAUUAACAACAUGCUUCAGUGGAGAAGAAGACACUGCUGCUUUGCAAAGAUGAGCUGGAAUGCCAAGAGGUCUCUGUUCCGUACCCAUCUUAUUGGUGUACUUUCUCUCGUGUUUCUUUUUGCUAUGUUUUUGUUUUUCAAUCAUCAUGACUGGCUGCCAGGCAGAACUGGAUUCAAAGAAAACCCUGUGACAUACACUUUCCGUGGAUUUCGUUCUACAAAAAGUGAGACAAACCACAGCUCUCUUCGGAACAUUUGGAAAGAAACAGUCCCGCAGACUCUGAGGCCUCAAACAGCAACUAACUCCAAUAACACAGAUCUGUCACCACAAGGAGUUACAGGGCUGGAGAAUACACUCAGUGCCAACGGAAGUAUUUACAAUGAAAAAGGCGCUGGACAUCCAAAUUCUUACCAUUUCAAAUACCUUAUCAAUGAACCUGCAAAAUGCCAGGAGAAAAGCCCUUUUUUAAUACUACUAAUAGCUGCAGAACCUGGACAGAUAGAAGCUAGAAGAGCUAUUCGGCAAACUUGGGGCAAUGAAAGUCUAGCACCUGGUAUCCAAAUCACACGAAUUUUUUUGUUGGGUGUAAGUAUUAAGUUAAAUGGCUACCUUCAACGUGCAAUCCUGGAAGAAAGCAGACAAUACCAUGACAUAAUUCAACAGGAAUAUUUAGAUACAUACUAUAAUCUGACCAUUAAAACACUAAUGGGCAUGAACUGGGUUGCCACAUACUGUCCACAUAUUCCAUAUGUUAUGAAAACUGACAGUGACAUGUUUGUCAACACCGAAUAUUUAAUACUUAAGUUACUCAAGCCAGACCUGCCUCCUAGACAUAACUAUUUUACUGGUUACCUAAUGAGGGGAUACGCACCCAACAGAAACAAAGACAGCAAGUGGUACAUGCCACCAGACCUCUACCCAAGUGAGCGCUAUCCUGUCUUCUGUUCUGGGACUGGUUAUGUUUUUUCUGGAGAUCUGGCAGAGAAGAUAUUUAAAGUUUCUUUAAGCAUCCGUCGUUUGCACUUGGAAGAUGUAUAUGUAGGGAUCUGUCUUGCCAAGUUGAGAAUUGAUCCUGUCCCCCCUCCCAAUGAGUUUGUGUUCAAUCACUGGCGAGUUUCUUAUUCAAGCUGUAAAUACAGCCACCUAAUUACCUCUCAUCAGUUCCAGCCUAGUGAACUGAUAAAAUACUGGAACCAUUUACAACAAAAUAAGCACAACGCUUGUGCCAACGCAGCAAAAGAAAAGGCAGGCAGGUAUCGCCACCGCAAACUCCACUAGAAAAGACAACUUUUUUUUUUUCCCAAACGUGCGAUCUGUAAAAUAUUGCUAAAAGCAUGUAUAGUUAAAACUGAUUACAUCCAUAGGACAAGUUUUAGUUAAAACUCAUUGCAUAAAGGAAUCCAAAAAUAUUUUUUUAAUUUCUGAAGAAGGUAAUUCUUAAAAAUACAACACGAUAUAACAAAAAGGUAUCCCAAACAAUCUACUAAAAAUCCACAUAAGGGGAUUCUGUGUAUUAACAUGCAAUAACAGGCGUGCAUACAUCAAUGGUUCAACUCUUACGUUAGGGGCCAAGAAGGUGUAUUUGCAUAUGUUUUCCACAUAAAUUUUAAUUUAAGAAAUGGAUACAGUCAAAAGACUUUGGAUUCAGUUUUUCAUUUCAAUAUAAUUAAAUGUAAAUAAAACAUUAUUGUCAAUUUUAAGGAAACUUUAUAAUUGUGCAAAGGACAAAUUUUGACCUAUUCUAGGGUUCUAAAAACCAUAUUCCAUGCAAUAAGAUUUAGUUGAAUUAUUCCAUAAACAUAUUUAUAAAGUUCAGAUGUUUCAUCAAUGCAGUUCUCAUCUAAGUAUUUACUUUUUAAAAACAAUUGAGAUAUUCAUUUUCUUUUAUCAAUACGCACAUAUACUGGGGGAAUUUAUUUUGACAUGACGUGAUAAAAUGUGAAAAAAAAAUCAAUGUGUCUCAGGCUCACAUUUUUAUAAAAAAAAAAAUUAAAUGUUUCAAAAUAGAACAUCUGUUCCCUCGCUGGUGUUCAGGGCCAAGCUAGAACUUCAAUGAUUUACUCAAUCAACCAGUUACUGCACUCUCAAGGAGCAUCACCAGUUAACUUCAAGCAUAUCUGAAAAAAUCUAUCAUUUUCCUCUAACUGAAGCAAAAGUGAUUACUUACAGGCACAAAGAGGAUGCACUGUUGAAAAAAGAUAAAGGAUAAAGAGUGCAGCGGCAGUUUCAUUCAAUACAUUUUAAGAUGCAUGUCUGCCAAACUGCAACAUAUGGGAAGUUUAUUUCCUGACAGCAGGUGUACACAUGCCAGUACUUAAUCAUUUUACGGCACCUACUUCUUUCUCUGAGUGCCAAGUUUACAAACCUGCAGUUUUUAAUUUGGUGGAUGACAAAUAUUCUGCACCACUGAUUAAAAACUUUCUUGGGAGGGAUGGGGGAAAACUACAAAUGUUUGAUGAACACUUGAUU